AGUGUAGCAUGUAAAGUGUGUUCGAUCGGUUUGAAUUUUACUUUUUCUUAAUUUUUGUUUUGUGACUAAAUUACUGAUAAGCUUUUAUUUAAGUUCAGAGGGUGAAAUUACAAAAAAAAAAUUUGAGACAAACUGUUUUUAUUUAGCGAGAUCACAAGUGAGUCAAAGUGAAAUCUCAUUUGAGAUUCACAUCGAAUACCAUCAAGAUUUGCUCCAGAUAAUUUCAGAAAUGGAUGUCAAAUUAACUUUCUUCUUUGGCUUUUUAUGCAUCGUAACGGCGAAAAGCAAUGUUCGACAUCCUGAAUUUUCUAAAGCAUGUCAAGGGCCCUCGGAAGCUUCAGGGGGUUCUCUUCAAGAAAUGGUGAGUCAAUUGUUUCCUUGCAAUGUCCCAGAUGUUCAAUCCGACCAAGCUGGUGAAGAAGAAUUAUCAGAACCACAGCAGAUUUUUAAGCAAGACGUGAGAUAUGAUGCAAAACGCUCUUCUGAAAUUGCUUUAAGUGUUCUCGACUUAUCACAUAGAAUACUUGACGAUAUCAUGCAAGACAGCAGUCAAGAUAAAUAUCAAGUCAUAUCACCAAUCAGCAUUGCUGCAGCUUUACAAUUAGCUUUACUUGGAGCCAAUGGAAUGACAUUUAACGAACUGAUGGAUGUAAUGGGAUACAACACGAAGACAUUCUCACAGCAUCCUUAUCAAAUUCAUGAAGAAUUUGGAUUACUUCUUGAAGAUUUAGUCAACAACUCUCCCAAUCCCACUCGAUAUCGUGAAAAUGUUCCAUGGCGUGCAAAUGCUUCCAGACAUUACGUCCGAAAAACCAUGAGGCAUCAAAGUAAUCUUCCCAACUAUGAUGAACAUAUGAUAAGCGUUGCUAAUGGAAUAUUCGUUCAACGGGAUUUUUCCAUUCGUGAUGAGUAUAGAGAAGUCGUGCAGAAUAUUUACAGAAGUAAAAUUCAAAGAUUAGACUUUCGAGGUGAACCGAGAGCAUCAGCAAAAUUCAUUAAUGAUUGGGUGAACGAGAAAACUCAUGGAAAGAUAAAGGAAGUAAUUCAAGGAAGUGCGAACCCAGAAACUCGUGUUAUUCUUGCCAAUGCUCUCUAUUUUAAAGCUGAGUGGCAGGAAACAUUUAUCGAAGGAGCAACAGCAUUUAAAAACUUUUAUCCGAAAGGAAAAGAUAAUGAUUACACUAUAAUGGUUGAAAUGAUGGCACAUGGAGGAAGUUUCCCGCAUUACUACGAUGAACAAAGCGAUUGUGAAAUCUUAGGCUUACCUUACAAGCAGAAUUCUACGACAAUGUAUGUAAUCCUACCGAAGAAUUCAAACUCUGAUAAAAUUAGAAUAGCCCAGAGAAUUUUAACACCCGAACGAUUGGAACAAAUUAUCAGCAAGAUGCGCAUAAAAACAGCCGUCAUUCUUUUUCCUAAAAUGCAUUUAACAGGAAACUUACAUUUGAAGAAAAAUUUCAAAGAAAUGGGUUUGAGUACAUUAUUUGAGCCUCAAAUCUGUGAUUUAUCUGUGAUGUCACAAGGAUAUAGUGAACAAUCGAAUGGAAUGAAUUUCUCUAAUUCAUAUCUUCCAACACGUAGAAAUGCACCAGAAUAUUUAGCAAUCGAUCCAAAGGAAUCUUUAAUCUUCACGAGAAGUAAUCGCGAAGCCGGAAGAAAACUGAAACGGGACGUGACGUACAAAGUCAAAGGUGAAAACAGUAAACAUAAUAAUCCCUUAUCAGUCAAAGAUUUCAUGCUUCGAAAAAGAAUCAUAAAGAAAAAUCAUGGAAAAAAAUUACGUCGAAGUAAGCGCCAAUUCAUGCAGUUUGCUGCCGAAAAGUUGGACAGUUUAAGACAUCGAAAGGAUCUUGUUAAUCCACAUUUAUUUGCAGACGAAAUUAUUCAUAAAGUAGAUUUAACAAUCAACGAGAAAGGAACGGAAGGUGGUGCAGCAACCGCAAUUACGCUAAAUCGAUCUGGUACAAAUGUCGUAUUUAGAGUUGAUACGCCUUUCAUGUUCCUUAUCAGACACGAUCCGACACAUGUUCCACUUUUUUACGGUCUAGUAAUUGAGCCACAAAAUUAAAAAGAAAAUGAACAAGCUAUAAAUAAUUAAUUAUGCUACUUGUUAAGCAAACAAAUUAAUAACUGUUUUAAUUCUUUCUCUUCUUAAAUAUUUUUAUUCUUCUUCAACGCAAUUAUUUCCAUCAAACUGUUUUAUGUUCUGUUCUAAGUACACUCACAUCAUUUUUACAAACAUGAUGGAAAAUAUUUCUAAAAAUUUCUUCCUUCACAAAAAAUAUUUUUCAUGUCUCUGUUCGACCUAACGACACUCUCAAUAAAGGGAAAAUUGAAUUUUCUUGCCAUAUUUAAUCACAA
Molecule: messenger RNA, 2361 nt
Organism: Clunio marinus
Lineage: Eukaryota; Metazoa; Arthropoda; Insecta; Diptera; Chironomidae
Source: the annotation of a GenBank genome assembly